Molecule: messenger RNA, 651 nt
Organism: Akanthomyces muscarius
Lineage: Eukaryota; Fungi; Ascomycota; Sordariomycetes; Hypocreales; Cordycipitaceae
Exons: 2
Coding region: 1-651 (216 amino acids)
Source: RefSeq, a predicted model, not a curated record
AUGUCCGACAACGCUCCCAGCGCCGGCACCGCCCAUCGCCGCAGCUCCAUCACCCAGGCCGCCCUCUCCAACCUCUUCCAGCGCGGCCCCUCCAACGCCAACGUCCCCCCGCUGCCUGGCGCUCCCAGCAUGACGGACCCUCGCGGCCGCCGCCUCUCGGUCAGCACCAUCGGCCUUUCCGGCAGCUCCCCCACAAACGCCGCUGCCUUUGUCCGCCGCGAGAGUGUCUCGACAAACUCCAACUCGGGCUCCAUGGACGAGUCGGCCAUCGAGGAUGACGACUUUGUUCCUGGCAGCGCUAGAACCGCGCCCAACACGCCAUUUGUCCGACGCAUGAGCUUUGGUGCCUCCGCCGGCUCCGGCUCCCUGAGGGGUUAUCGCCCCUCGGGCAGCCCUGGCAACGACCAGCAAGGCUUCAACUGGUCCGAACAGUUGAGAUCCCGCGCAGAGAGCUCCGUCGCCGGCGCUCGCCCCUCCUUUUCCCUCGCCUCGGGCUCCCCCCCAAGAAUGCCUCAUGACCGCGCCCGCUCCGUCUCCGAGAUGGCCGCGCCUCCGAACCAGGCCCCUCCUCCCCCACCGCCCAGGCAGGAAAAGCCCAAACCCGACGCAUUCCAGGAGAGAAUUCUCAAGGGUGACUUCUACAUGGACUGA